Molecule: messenger RNA, 2324 nt
Organism: Tachysurus vachellii
Lineage: Eukaryota; Metazoa; Chordata; Actinopteri; Siluriformes; Bagridae
Gene: cxxc1a
Product: CXXC finger protein 1a
Exons: 13
Coding region: 158-1942 (594 amino acids)
Biological process (GO): positive regulation of DNA-templated transcription
Cellular component (GO): Set1C/COMPASS complex
Molecular function (GO): DNA binding; zinc ion binding
Source: RefSeq, a predicted model, not a curated record
UCUCAGGGAUCUGUUGUGUAAACAGUACGGAUUAAGGCCUGCAUGGGCCACAUUUUAAUAGCAAAAUAAACAAAAGUUCUGUUGAGUUUAGUUUGUUUUAAACAUUACUUUGUGUUUGGUGGUUAAUUUGUCAUUUUAAACCUUUACUAAUAUAGAAAUGGACAGUGAGACUUCAAAGUUUGGCCCUCGUUCAGGACCAGAGAUGAGCAUGAAUCAGGACAACGCUCCAGUUUACUGCAUCUGUCGCAGACCAGACAUCAACUGCUUCAUGAUCGGUUGUGAGAACUGUAAUGAGUGGUUUCAUGGCGACUGCAUUAAUAUAACCGAGAAGAUGGCAAAAUCCAUUAAGGUGUGGUACUGUGAAAAAUGUCGCAGUAAGGACGAUUCUUUAGAGAUCAAAUAUCGUUUCAAGAAAAGCCGGGACAGAGAGUCGGACGGAGACGAAAUGGAGCGACAGCUUGAGAACGACAUGAUCGAUUUUAAGAACGAUCGUCGACGUGGGUCACGGGUAAAGCGACAGAAUCUCGUGAAGAUGAUUUGGUCGUUAGUGUUUUGCAAAAAUGAAAUGCAGAUUGUUUUAAUGCGCUCACAGAUCAAGCGCUCGGCGCGCAUGUGCGGGGAGUGUGAGCCCUGCAUGCGGACAGAGGACUGCGCUCAGUGUGACUUCUGUAAGGACAUGAAGAAGUUCGGCGGGCCUAACAAGAUCAGGCAGAAGUGCAGGCUCAGGCAGUGUGAAGUGCGCGCCCGGAAAAUGCUGCGAGUGAAGGAGGAGGAGAUGUCCAUGUCGAAAGGCCGAGAUCGGUUCCAGAACGAUUACUCCAUGUCGGACGAGUACAGCGAGAACGAGCUGGAGCUCUACCAGCAGUACUGCGCCGGGAAAUACGCCGACCACGGAUGGAACAGCGACGAAGACGACCUCGAUCCCAACAUGCGAAAGCGAGCCGUGAAAGUCAAGCACGUGAAGAGGAGAGAGAAGCGAUCUGAAAAAAAGAAAGAGGAGAAUAAACCACGCAAACACAAACCGAAGCAGAAACACCGGGACAAGGUGCGACACAGUGAGAGGACAGAAUCUCGAGACAGCGGUGAAUUCAGGCAGUGCCUCGGUCCAGGCUGCGUCGAAGCGGCACGUCAGAACUCCAAGUACUGCUCCGAUGACUGCGGCAUGAAGCUGGCCGCCAACCGGAUCUACGAGAUCCUCCCUCAGCGUAUCCAGCAGUGGCAGCAGAGCCCGUGCAUCGCCGAGGAACAGGGAAAGAAGCUUCUGGAACGCAUCCGGCGUGAGCAGCAGUUAGCCCGGACACGGCUUACGGAUAUGGAGAAACGAUUUCACGAGCUGGAGGGAAUCAUCGCUAAGGCAAAGCAGCAGGUUGUGCAGCAUGAUGAAGAGGUGAACGAAGGAGACGACGACACAGACCUUCAAAUUUUCUGCGUCUCCUGCAGUCACCCGGUCAACCCCAAGGUGGCGCUACGUCACAUGGAGCGAUGUUACUCCAAGUACGAGAGUCAGACAUCGUUCGGCUCUAUGUAUCCCACACGCAUCGAGGGUGCAACCAGGUUGUUCUGUGAUGUAUACAAUCCUCAAAGCAAAACCUACUGUAAAAGGCUUCAGGUUCUGUGUCCCGAGCACUCCCGAGAUCCAAAGGUUCCAGCGGACGAGGUGUGUGGAUGUCCUCUGGUGCGUGACGUGUUUGAGCCCACGGGUGAAUAUUGCCGAGUGUCCAAACGCAAGUGCAACAGACAUUACUGCUGGGAGAAACUCCGGCGGGCCGAAGUGGACCUGGAGAGAGUGCGAGUGUGGUACAAGUUGGAUGAGUUGUUUGAACAGGAGCGUAAUGUCCGUAUAGCGAUGACCAAUCGCGCAGGUCUCCUGGCGCUCAUGCUACAUCAAACGAUUCAACACGACCCACAUUCCACAGACCUGCGCGCCAGCAAAGACAGAUAGCCGACCAGGAUUUUCUUUCUUUUAUAGCAAAAUAGCAAAAGAAAGUAUGUUUGGAUAAAAUUUAAAUAACAUUCAUAAUGUAUUUGCUUUUUAACGAAGGGUGUUGGAUGAUAACACUAACAAAGUGUCAUUAGAAGUUUAGUUUUGGGAGAUGUGAUAAGUGAUGCUCUUUAUACGUGUGUGUGUGUGUGUGUGUGUGUGUGUGAGAGUGAGAUACACAUCACUUAAUCAGUAACCAUACUGUACUAUCAUUUUAAAUGUUGUCAUGCUUAUUAAAUACAGUUCUUGGUGCUUGUGUUGUUUGGAAGUAUAAAUAAUUGUGUCCUUGUGAAACCGUAGACGAUACAUUUUGAUUCUUUCAAAUAAACUUAUUUUGAGGCAG